Leopardus geoffroyi (Geoffroy's cat) is the source of this 1854-nucleotide messenger RNA. It is a transcript of the gene DIPK1C, whose product is annotated as divergent protein kinase domain 1C. Lineage: Eukaryota; Metazoa; Chordata; Mammalia; Carnivora; Felidae. The transcript is spliced from 4 exons. The record is from RefSeq and is a predicted model, not a curated record. The coding region runs from base 1 to 1269 and encodes 422 amino acids.
AUGGCGCGGAGCGGGCCGGGGCGGUGCGGGCGGCGCGGGCGGCGCGGGCGGUGCGGGCGGUGCGGGCGGGGCGCGCUGCUGGCCUGCGCUGCGUGGACCGCGGGCUGGGUGCUGGCGGCCGCGCUGCUGCUCCGCGCGCACCCGGGCGUCCUCUCCGAGCGCUGCACCGACGAGAAGAGCCGGCGCAUCCUGGCCGCGCUGUGCCAGGAGUACCGGGGCGGGGUGCUGGUGGGGGACCUCUGCGAGGACCUGUGCGUGGCGGGGACACUGAGCUACCAGCGCUGUCUGUACUACGAGAGAGGCAAGAAGGUGCUGCAGGCCGACUGGCGCGGCCGGCCCGUCAUCCUCAAGUCCAAGGAGGAGGCCUUCUCCAGCUUCCAGCCGCUCAGCCUGCCGGACGACGCGGCCGAGGACGGCGGCCAGGACUUCCCGGAGGCCGAGCUGCUGCUGGUGGUGGCCGGUGAGGUCAGGAACGCCCUGGGCCUGGAGCUGCCCAACGGCAGCCUGGGGCCGCUGUGGCCCCGGAGGCGCGGCCGUCGCUGGCUGGGCCAGCUGGCCACCCUGUGGUCCCUGGUCCAGCAGGAGGAGUUCGUUCUGUUCAGCCUGCUGCAGGACCUGAGCCGGCACGCCCCGCCCGUGCUGGGCUCCUGCGGCCACUUCUACGCGGUGGAGUACCUGGCCGCGGGCAGCCCCCGCCACAGGGCCCUCUUCCCCCUGGACGGGGCCGCAGGCGCCCCCCGGGGCGGCCGGGGCCAGGCCAAGGCCAUCAGCGACAUGGCGCUCAGCUUCCUGGACAUGGUGAGCCAUUUCGACGACGACUUCUCCCACCGCCUCCACCUCUGCGACAUCAAGCCCGAAAACUUUGCCAUCAGGAGUGACUUCACGGUGGUGGCCAUCGACGUGGACAUGGCCUUUUUUGAACCCAAAAUGAGGGAAAUUCUCGAGCAGAAUUGCACGGGGGAUGAGGACUGCAAUUUCUUUGACUGUUUUUCAAAGUGUGAUCUGCGAGCCCACAAGUGUGGAGCAGAAAGAGUCAACAGCAACCUGCAGGUCGUCUGUGACAAGAUAUUCCGCCACUGGUUCUCCUCCAGUCUCAGGAGCUCGGCCGUCUCCCUCCCGCUUCAGCUACAAUUGCGGGACGCAGUCCAGGAAUGCGCAGACCCUCGGGGCACCUCCGGCAGCGCCCCGGGAGCCGCCCCUGACGUGUUCUGGAAGCUUCAGCGCCUCCUUCAAGCCACACAGAGGGAACUGCAGGAGGCAGAGAAGUAGCCACUCCCGUGGCCUUGGGUCCCUUCUCUCUAUGUUGGUUCAAGGACGGGACGUUUCCUCUAUGCAAAUGAGUGCACGCGCAGGUGUCGCUGUGGUCCUUCUGGAAUGUGAAAUCGCCGAUGCCCUUCCCACCGCACGCCAGCUGCCCUCAUGUGCGUCCUUCUGUCCCAUCCUGGCUUGACUCGCUCCUGAUGGAGGCCACCGCGCUGGCCUCUGACCUGCCACCCUUUAAAAAUGACACGAAGGAGGCAGGUACAGCGGUUUCCUCUUGGAGGCCUCUUCGUCGGGAAACAGCACAAAUCCCACUCUGAGGAUCGUGCUUGUGCUCACCUGAGAGUCAGGGCUUCCAGCUGUCCUGCCUGCACACGUGCCCGCAUUUAAAAAAAGUACACGUGCGUGCACACGAGCCAGUGUGCGUGUUCGCACGGGAGUGCUCGCGUGAGUGUGCGCACGCGUGCACGAGGACGUGCCUGCCUGAACGAGCGUGAGCAGGGAGCGCGGGAGGCUCCGGGGCAGGGGAAGGGGUGUCCCGUCUGGGACAAGAGGGCUGCCUUUGUUUUGGAAUAAAAUACAAUCAAAACAGAA